Messenger RNA from Cyprinodon variegatus (sheepshead minnow), 1894 nucleotides. RefSeq names its product H-2 class II histocompatibility antigen, E-S beta chain-like. The record is from RefSeq and is a predicted model, not a curated record. Bases 23 to 790 code for a protein of 255 amino acids. Gene Ontology annotation, molecular function: MHC class II protein complex binding. Lineage: Eukaryota; Metazoa; Chordata; Actinopteri; Cyprinodontiformes; Cyprinodontidae. Gene Ontology annotation, biological process: immune response; positive regulation of T cell activation; antigen processing and presentation of exogenous peptide antigen via MHC class II. The transcript has 6 exons. Gene Ontology annotation, cellular component: MHC class II protein complex; membrane.
UCUCUGUCACUGACCUAACAGCAUGGCUCAAAGCUGGUUUAUUUUUCUCACACUUUUUCUGGCUUUUUCACCAGGAGGUUGUUUCUAUUUUUAUAUAAUGGAUCGUUGCCAGUUUAGUUCAGAUGAUGGUCAUGAUGCCGUUUUCCUGGAGCAAUUUUACUUCAACAAAAUGUUGGAAGGACAAUACAUCAGCACAGUAGGAAAAGCGAUUGGAUAUACAAAAGAAACGCAAGUGUAUGCCAAUAUUUUGAACAACAAUUCCGAGUUUAUUAACCAUCAAAUCUGGAAAACAAACCUCUGCAAAAGAAAUUCUCAACUGGCGUACAAAGAAUUACUAACACCAGUGGAGCCCUAUGUUUGGCUCAGGUCGGUAAAAUCAGAGUACAGCCAACACUCACACAUGCUCAUCUGCAGUGCGUUUGACUUCUAUCCAAAGCAAAUUAAGCUAACAUGGCUGAGAGAUGGGAAGGAAGACACAUCUGAUGUGACCUGCACGGACGAGCUACCCAAUGGGAACUGGCUCUACCAGCUCCACACCUACCUGGAGUUUACACCCAAACCUGGAGAGCAGAUCUCUUGUAUGGUGGAGCAUGCAAGUCUCAGGGAGCCCAAGCUUUAUAACUGGGAUCCAGAACCAGAUUUAGGGUGGAAAAAAAUUGUUGUUGGCUCAGUAGGAUUGCUGCUCGGCUUGAUCUUUUCAAUUACUGGCUUCAUCUGCUACAAGAAGAAAUCAACUGAGCAGGUUCUGGUUCCCACAACAGAGGACGUGUGUCCUGAAGAAGAUCUUUAGGUUACAAGAUGCAGAAAUGAUGCAGACAACAAACCUGUUUGUUUUGCUGAACGUCUGAAAAAGUGUAUAUAUCAUUGUACAUUAUGUGACAUGUUAGAGUUUGGACAGUUCAUUCUGUUCAUAAUGAUGUUUUCACAACCACACACAUACCUAUCAACUUCAAGGAACUAAUAUCGAUCCCAUAUUUGAGGGAUGUCAAUGCCAAGAGUUUUCAAUUUCAUAAAAUGUAUUUGUUUUUCAUAUAUUUCUGCAGACAAACACUAAAGAAAAAUCCUCCAUUACAUUUCCACACAUUUAAGGUUGAAAUACUCAGUUAAACUGAAUUAGGGUUAGGCCCCCAAAUUUAUAGAAUAUAUCUAAUCAUCUGAAACAAAUAGAGGUUGUUAAACUACCCCAAGAUGUUUCGGGAGUAAGAGUAGACCUAUGCUUAAAAAGGAGUUCAAUCUAUACUUUUACUUUUACCAGUUUGUACCAGUAAUAUCAGUUCUUUUGAAACUUAAAUAGUAAUUAUACAAUUUUAAGAAUAUUGCUUAUGUAAAAUCAAAAACUACAGUAAAACACUUUUACGCCAUCUGCUGGACAAUGUGCAAAGAUGCAAAAUGGAAAAUAAAAGAACUAAUUAAACUGAUGUAUUAGGAAACCAUUGAUGCCUUUGCUUUUAGGACGUCAAGAGGAGUUAAGUUUUGAACAACGUUGAGAACGUUAGUGAGGUUUUGAUGUUUUCGUGUCUCAUUGUGGAAAUAUUCCACAAUCUUUUCUAACUUAGUUAAAACCUAGAAAGAAGGUGCAAUAAUAAGGUGAUAUCUUAGUGCAUCUCUAUUUUAUAAGGUUACUUUGAUUGCAUAUGAUUGAUUGAUUGAUUGCAUUUUUAAGUUAGAUUUACAUUGACCAAAAUGUAAAGUAGAAAUUUCUUUACAACAACACUGAUAUUUUUGAGUUUUGCUUUUGAUUGCACACUUCUAUGCUAGACGUGAUACUUAACCUCCAUGGCAUUUAAAAAACAUUUGUUUAAUGUAAUUAGUUAUUCUCAGGGUACUCAUCUUUCAAGUUUACAAUUAUUCUUUUUGGCUUUUUCCUUUCAAAUUUAUUGGGUUAACCUUGAUA